Gastrolobium bilobum is the source of this 2328-nucleotide messenger RNA. RefSeq lists its product as uncharacterized. Lineage: Eukaryota; Viridiplantae; Streptophyta; Magnoliopsida; Fabales; Fabaceae. Gene Ontology annotation, molecular function: zinc ion binding; nucleic acid binding. The coding region runs from base 1 to 2328 and encodes 775 amino acids. The record is from RefSeq and is a predicted model, not a curated record. The transcript has 2 exons.
AUGGCAGGUAAUCGCGGUUCCACUCGGGGAAGACCAAGCAAUGCAGAAGCAUACCUUAUCACCACCGUCGGAGGACUAGCGACAUUCGUUCAGAACAUGAGCCAGGAAUGGCGAAACUAUCAACAACAAAAUCAGAAUCAACCCCCGCCAUUCGACAAUGCAGAAGAAAUUGCCAGACGGAGAUUGAAGGAUUUCCGUAAUUUCCAGCCGCCUACUUUCGAAGGUGGAGAUGAUCCAGAGACUGCAGCUCGGUGGCUGCAGAUGAUUGAGCAUGUAUUCGAGCGCAUGAGAUGCCCCGAGGCUCAGAAAACCGACUAUGCAUCGUAUCAGCUGAUUGGAGAAGCACUUACUUGGUGGACUAGUGCAAGAGCUCUGCUGCGAGCUCAGAAUGUUGAAUUGACAUGGGCCGUGUUCAGGCGGGUUUUCCUGGAUAAGUAUUUUCCUCAGGCCAUGAGAAGGAUGAAACACUCCGAGAUGUUGGCACUGCGUCAGGACAACAUGACGGUUAAUGAAUAUAUCUCUAAGUUCGGGCAACUGAUGGAGUAUGCUAGCUUCGACCGCAACAUUUAUGAUGAACCAUGGCAGGUGGAGAAAUAUGAGAGCGGGUUACACCCAGAGAUCCGUAAGCUCAUGUUGACCACUGCAAAUCGGACAUUGCCUGAAGUGAUUAACCAGAGUAGGCAGGUGGAAGCAAUCAUCAAUGAGGCCAAGAACUUGAAUAAGCAACCAACCCAGUCUCAGGGAGGAAGCAAAGUUGGCCGAUUUUUCAAGAAGAUUACCGGAAUGGGAAGAGGCAAGAAUCCUCAGAUACAAGCUCGAGCCGGAAAUUUCAAGAAGAUCAAUGCUCCUGGUCAGACAUCUACUAGAAGACAGAAUUAUGCUUGCCCUUCUUGCGGGAAGAACCACACUGGAGUGUGUCGUCGAGCAAAUAACUUGUGCUAUGCUUGUGGACAGUCAGGACAUUUUGUUUCCUAUUGCCUGCAGAAUCCUAGCAAGAACCCUACUCAAGCUCAGGUAUUCACCCUUGACGCCAAUGAAGCUCAGAAAUAUCCGAACCUGAUCAAAGGUAACGUGAUUUUAAAUAGUUAUCCUAUGUCUGUUAUUUUUGAUUCGGGAGCAUCGGGCUCUUUUAUUGCAAAGCACACCGCUCUAAGAAUAGGCAUUACCCCGGCUCCUUUGCCCUACGAGUUGAACAUCAGUACUCCUACUGGAGGGUCUUGUACAGCCUCAGAGAUCUCCCGAGGUGUUAUUCUACAAUUUGAAGGAAACACGUACACCGUGAGCUUGGUGGUCCUACCGGUAUUCAACUUUGAGGUGAUUAUCGGAAUGGACUGGUUGUCGGAGAAUGGAAUGACGCUAGAUUGUCAGGCAGGGAAGGUCAUUGUUCCUCCGAGAGAUGGUAAUUCUUCUUCGUUCUCUACUAUUUCAUUAUUACAGGUUAGGAAGGAGCUCCUUCGGGGAGCUGCCGGAUAUUUGUUGUUAAUUGAGUCCGAGACUUCAGUUGGCAAAUCAAUUCAGGAUGUACCUGUUGUCAAUGAAUUCAAGGAGGUGUUUCCAGAUGAAAUUCCUCGAUUACCCCCUCAUCGGGAAAUUGAAUUCCCCAUUGAACUUAUUCCCGGAGUUGGACCUAUAUCCAUUGCUCCGUAUCGUAUGGCACCUUUGGAACUCAGAGAAUUGAAGAAGCAGAUAGAAGAGCUGCUGGCAAAGGAGUUCAUUCGACCUAGUACCUCACCAUGGGGUGCUCCAGCAAUCUUGAUUAAGAAGAAAGAUGGUAGUCUGCGUCUGUGUGUAGAUUAUCGUCAGCUGAAUAAAGUGACUGUGAAGAAUAAGUAUCCACUUCCAAGGAUUGAUGAUUUGAUGGACCAGCUAAGAGGUGCCAGAGUCUUUUCUAAGAUAGAUCUGAGAUCGGGAUAUCACCAAAUCUGGGUCAGACCGGAGGAUAUUCCGAAAAUAGCUUUCCGUACUCGUUAUGGUCAUUACGAGUAUCAACUACAUGCAGAACAUCUAAGGAUAGUUUUGCAAAUUCUGAAAGAGAAGCAACUGUAUGCAAAAUGGUCAAAGUGUGAAUUCUGGCUCGGUGAAGUUCAGUUCUUGGGACACGUGAUUUCAGCAGAAGGUAUUGCGGUUGACCCCAGCAAAGUGGAAGCUGUCAUGAAUUGGGAUCGACCCAGAACCGUCACUGAAGUACGUAGUUUCUUGGGUCUAGCAGGUUAUUACCGAAGAUUUAUCCAGAAUUUCUCACGUCUAGUGCAGCCUCUUACUCGUCUAACUCGAAAGGAUGUACCUUUUGAUGGACUGAAGAUUGUGAAGAAUGUUUCCUGGAGCUGA